UUUUCACCUUUUGUUGAAUGGACUGCUUCUGAUCCUACUAUUAGAAGUUAAUUGAUAUGUCAGAUCACUUAGAGCGACUAUACUUUGGAGGACAAGACUGAUUCUCGCUAUAAGUAAUAUCCACUUAACAUUUGUUAUUAAUAUCCAUGAACAUUGCACCAACGUUUUGUCCUAUGUUGUUUUCCAGUGACAAAUUUAUCUGCUUUUUUCAUUGACACAGUCACACUAACAGAGAGGAUCGUUUGAAAUGUUGCUUACAUGGUUUCAACUUUUAAGACAUCCAGAGCAAUAUUUUUCACUUAAAAUGUGCCAUUCCAUCUUAGAGCCAGGCUGUGCUGCACAAGAGCUGAGCGUCCUUGUCGAUUUCUUUCAUUUCAGUUUUAUAGUCCCAGAAUACAGCUUUCUGGAUGCCCGUGGGUUGGGUGCUUAUGAAGGCAAAAACUUGGAAUCCAUGUCAGAAAUAUAUGCAUUAGAUGGUAUUUCUCCAAACAGCAAACCACCUCCUGUGGAUGAUGGAACUCCAAAUGAGAGUGUUAGUGAUGUUUUUGUUCGAGUAACACAACUCAUGUCAAUUCUCGAAACUCAGUACUCCGGCGAUACUGUGGUUAUAGUUUCCCCAGAUUCUGACAAUUUGACAGUUCUUCAGGCCGGUUUGAUAGGACUUGACUUGCGAAGGCACAGGGACCUGUCUUUUGCGCCUGGUGAAGUCCGUUUUGUUGACAUCAAAAGCAUUCCCACUUAUAAGCAGCCCGCAUCUGCAGUAUAUAAAUGUUUGAACCCCCCAAAUUGUAAUUAACUUUUCCCUUCUAAUCAAAAGCAGAAAAGAGGGUAUUGAUGAAUCAGUUUGAUAUUAUCGAUUUAUCAUGUAUUGUUAUCUUGACCAACAGAUCGAAACAGAAAUUCUAUCCAUAAUAGUUAUGCA
This is a messenger RNA of Neltuma alba, 922 nucleotides long. RefSeq lists its product as uncharacterized. The coding region runs from base 248 to 796 and encodes 182 amino acids. The transcript has 3 exons. The record is from RefSeq and is a predicted model, not a curated record. Lineage: Eukaryota; Viridiplantae; Streptophyta; Magnoliopsida; Fabales; Fabaceae.